Nothoprocta perdicaria is the source of this 2444-nucleotide messenger RNA. RefSeq names its product dihydropyrimidinase like 2 (gene DPYSL2). Gene Ontology annotation, cellular component: cytoplasm; cytosol. The transcript has 14 exons. Lineage: Eukaryota; Metazoa; Chordata; Aves; Tinamiformes; Tinamidae. Bases 7 to 2046 code for a protein of 679 amino acids. Gene Ontology annotation, molecular function: hydrolase activity, acting on carbon-nitrogen (but not peptide) bonds, in cyclic amides. The record is from RefSeq and is a predicted model, not a curated record.
GAGAGCAUGCAGACCAUGGCUGAGAGGAAGCAGUCUGGUCGGCAGGGCGAGGAGGAAGAAGUGCCGGCCUUCUUCAAAAACCUGGGCUCGGGCAGCCCCAAGCCCCGGCAGAAAUUCUGUGGCAUGUUCUGCCCCGUGGAAGGCUCCCUGGAGAACAAGACCAUCGACUUUGAUUCCCUCUCCGUGGGCCGCGGAUCUAACAAAGUCGUGGCAAAGCAGAAGGAUGUUGCCCACCUAGGUCCGGAUGCUCAGUCUGUCUAUUCCAGACAGAGCGGGAAGGGAGGGGAACCAUCUGUUGAUUUCGGAAGAAAGGUGGAGAUCAAGAGUGCCACUGGGAAGGAGGCGCUGCAGAACCUGAAUGACAAGAGUGAUCGGCUCUUGAUCAAAGGUGGUAAAAUAGUUAAUGAUGACCAGUCUUUCUAUGCAGACAUUUACAUGGAAGAUGGGUUGAUAAAGCAAAUAGGAGAGAAUUUGAUUGUGCCAGGAGGAGUGAAAACCAUCGAAGCCCAUGGCAGGAUGGUGAUUCCAGGGGGCAUUGACGUUCACACCCGCUUCCAGAUGCCAGAACAGGGGAUGACAUCGGCCGAUGACUUCUUCCAAGGCACCAAGGCUUCGCUGGCGGGGGGCACCACCAUGAUCAUUGAUCAUGUGGUUCCCGAGCCCGGGUCCAGUUUGCUGGCUGCCUUUGACCAGUGGCGAGAAUGGGCAGACAGCAAAUCCUGCUGUGACUAUUCCCUGCACGUGGACAUCACGGAGUGGCAUAAAGGUGUCCAGGAGGAAAUGGAAGCUCUGGUCAAAGAUCAUGGUGUGAACUCCUUCCUGGUUUACAUGGCUUUCAAAGAUCGCUUUCAGCUAACUGAUUCUCAGAUAUAUGAGGUUCUGAGCGUAAUCCGGGAUAUUGGUGCCACAGCACAAGUCCAUGCUGAGAAUGGUGACAUCAUUGCUGAGGAGCAGCAAAGGAUCCUGGACCUGGGAAUUACAGGACCUGAAGGGCAUGUGUUGAGCAGACCUGAAGAGGUGGAGGCAGAGGCUGUGAACCGGGCAAUAACCAUCGCCAACCAAACCAACUGCCCCCUCUACAUCACCAAGGUGAUGAGCAAAAGUGCCGCUGAUGUCAUUGCUCAAGCCCGGAAAAAGGGCACCGUGGUGUACGGGGAGCCCAUCACAGCCAGCCUGGGUACCGAUGGCUCCCAUUACUGGAGUAAGAACUGGGCGAAGGCAGCCGCGUUUGUCACCUCCCCACCGCUGAGUCCUGACCCCACCACUCCUGACUUCCUCAACUCUCUGCUGUCCUGUGGAGACCUCCAAGUUACUGGCAGUGCCCACUGCACCUUCAACACUGCUCAGAAAGCUGUCGGAAAGGACAAUUUUACCCUGAUCCCUGAAGGAACCAAUGGGACUGAAGAGAGGAUGUCCAUCAUCUGGGAUAAGGCUGUGGUGACUGGCAAGAUGGAUGAGAACCAGUUUGUGGCUGUGACCAGCACAAACGCAGCUAAAAUCUUCAACCUUUACCCAAGGAAGGGCCGUAUUGCAGUGGGCUCUGAUGCCGAUCUGGUUAUCUGGGAUCCUGACAGUGUCAAGACAAUCUCUGCCAAGACUCAUAACAUAUCUGUGGAGUACAACAUCUUUGAGGGCAUGGAGUGCCGCGGAUCUCCCCUGGUCGUUAUCAGCCAGGGCAAGAUCGUGCUGGAGGAUGGAAAUCUCCAUGUAACUGAGGGCUCUGGACGGUAUAUCCCCAGGAAACCAUUUCCUGACUUCGUUUACAAGCGCAUCAAAGCCAGGAGCAGGCUGGCCGAGCUGCGGGGAGUGCCACGGGGUCUUUACGAUGGGCCCGUCUGCGAAGUCUCCGUGACACCCAAGACCGUCACACCAGCGUCUUCAGCCAAGACGUCUCCUGCCAAACAGCAGGCCCCACCCGUGAGAAACCUGCACCAGUCUGGAUUCAGCUUGUCCGGUGCACAGAUCGACGACAACAUCCCACGCCGCACGACUCAGCGCAUCGUGGCCCCACCCGGCGGACGUGCCAACAUCACUAGCCUGGGCUAAGGACCGGCCCCUUCUGUGCCCGCCUAGCGGACAAGGGGAGGGGACCGGGGCACCUGGAGACCCUUUUUGAUUCUUUUAGAGCCUGUGACAGUUACUGCGGGCAACCAGUGGGGGGGAGCUGAAAUAAGGCGCCACUUUCAGUCCCCUCAGAUCCCCUCAUCUUCAUUGACCCUUAUCACUUCCCCCUUAGCCCCUACACAUAUGAAGAAAUAAACCCUGUUUUUUGACACCUCUGACAUGGAAAAGUAAAAAGGAUGUUUGAGAGCUGUGGCCUCUGUCCCAUUAAGCAUCUUUCUUUUAAUAAAGGAAGGAUAAAGUGAAUUUCCCGGGAGCUGCCUUUAAGACACACGCAAAAAAAAGGAAUAAAUGAAUAAUAAAUGUAAAAAUUAGCUUUUUUU